AUGUCUUCUAAUUUUAAGUACACUCUUACAAAGGUAUAUAAAAAUUAUUUAAAAUAUGUACCAGAACUGGAAUCAAAUGCUGUUUUACGGACCAUUGUGCAAUUAUGUAUUAAUUAUAUUGAAUCAAAAACUUGUUCAAAAGAGAUUAUAAAUCGUGCUGUCGAAAAAAUAGCAGCGGCCAACCAAGACGUCCCAGAGCAUAUUUAUGAACUGUUUUCUGCAAUCCUGUUAUUAAUCCAGAUGUAUUUGCGCUAUCCUAAGGGAAUUGUAAAGGAUGAUGAGUUGAAAGAAACUCUCAAGGAGCUACGGUUUGCCGAGCAUUGUACUGAAGAUUUGAUAAAAGUUCUCCACAAUCACCGCGAUGUGCUCAGUUGGAACUAUAGAGAAAUGCGCAAUCUCCGAUCUCCUCCUAAGCGAAUGGUUUGGCGUAUCAAUGUUAAUUUUGUUAACAGAUCAACAACACCAUAUCCAACCGUAAUCAUACACAUUCAAAAGACUGAUGGAGAGUUUCAAAGUUUCGAAAUAAAUAUAGCACAGUUUCACAGACUUCGCUAUAAUGUAGCGUUAUUACUACAUGAGCUGCAAAGUCUGGACAGACGCCGAAGUUUAAAAAAAAUGUAAACUGUUUUUUUUUCAAUAUACGUUCGAAAUGGA
Messenger RNA from Sabethes cyaneus, 654 nucleotides. It is a transcript of the gene LSm-4, whose product is annotated as COMM domain-containing protein 5. Bases 1 to 621 code for a protein of 206 amino acids. Gene Ontology annotation, cellular component: nucleus. The record is from RefSeq and is a predicted model, not a curated record. The transcript is spliced from 3 exons. Lineage: Eukaryota; Metazoa; Arthropoda; Insecta; Diptera; Culicidae.